GUUAAACAGAGUUUAUCAAAUUUACUCCCAAACUUUUUGUAAAAACUGGUAUGAACACAUAUGUUAAACAGAGUUUGAUCAAUAUUUCCAUAGCAAUGGGAGAAUGUGUUGUGUAGUCAUUCGCUGGAUGGAUGACGGAAAUUUGGAAGGUUAUUGAAACGUCAGGACGAUUCGAAGAUUUUAUGAAUCGAGAAUUAAUCAUAUUUGGCCACAGUUGACUUGGCUCAAUUCCACAAAACACUUUUUCCUAAGUUUUUAUAUCUUUAAACAUAAAAAUGGCAACUGCGAUCCAAGAGAGAACGAUUCCUCCAUUGAACACACUCGUUAAGUUUGAUAACCCCCUGUUGAUUGAAAAACAUCGUGAAAAGUCGACGAAAGAUACUUCAGCAGGAAAAGUCGGCAGUGCAGCAUGCAAAAUUCAGACAUCCCCUCCGACAGCCGACAUCAGACGAGAAACGAUGGAAAUUUUGAAUGCAAUAUUGCCACCGAAAGAAUGGGAAGAAGACGGUCAAACGUGGAUACAACAAGUUUCAAGCUUUCCAUCGACAAGAUUGGAUGUUAUCAAUUUGCAGGAACAGCUCGACAUGAGGUUGCAACAAAGACAAGCCAGAGAAACUGGAAUCUGUCCGGUUCGCCGUGAACUUUACACUCAGUGCUUUGAUGAAAUAAUCAGGCAAGUGACGGUUAAUUGCGCGGAACGCGGUCUCCUGUUGUUGCGAGUACGUGAUGAGAUAACAAUGACGAUGGCUGCUUAUCAAACACUUUAUCAGAGUAGCAUAGCCUUUGGUAUGCGGAAAGCGCUGCAGGCCGAACAAGGAAAAGAGGAUCUUAUAGCCACAGCCGAAGAAUUGAAAGUACAAAAAAUUGAGCUCGAACGAAUAGUUGCCGAGCUCAGACAAAAGUCUGAGCAGGCUGAGAGAAGAGCGGCCGAAUUACGAGAGGCUGAAGAGAAAAAACAUACGGAAGAAAUACAAUUUCUAAAGAAAACGAAUCAACAAUUGAAGACUCAAUUGGAAGGGAUUAUCGCCCCUAGGAAAUGAGCAGUCGGAUUAAAACUGGACAAAAAUUCCACAAGGAUUGUUCGUGAAUUAACAAUCAAAUUAUUUCCCGAAUUAAUGUAUGUUUAUCAGUG
Venturia canescens is the source of this 1132-nucleotide messenger RNA. RefSeq names its product Putative inner dynein arm light chain, axonemal Dnali1 (gene Dnali1). The transcript is spliced from 5 exons. Gene Ontology annotation, molecular function: dynein heavy chain binding. The coding region runs from base 276 to 1040 and encodes 254 amino acids. NCBI's taxonomy places the organism in Eukaryota, Metazoa, Arthropoda, Insecta, Hymenoptera, Ichneumonidae. Gene Ontology annotation, cellular component: axoneme; filopodium. The record is from RefSeq and is a predicted model, not a curated record.